UACUUCCCAGGGGGCUUUUUAAUACAUCUAAGAUGGUCCGUGAACAGUACACUACAACUACAGAAGGCACCCACAUACAGAGGCCAGAGAACCAGUGUGUCUACAAAAUUGGCAUUUAUGGCUGGAGAAAGCGUUGCCUCUACUUAUUCGUUCUUCUUUUACUCAUCAUCCUCCUUGUGAAUUUUGCUCUUACAAUUUGGAUUCUUAAAGUGAUGUGGUUUUCCCCAACAGGAAUGGGUCACUUACGUGUUACAAAAGAUGGUCUUCGCCUAGAAGGAGAAUCAGAAUUUUUAUUCCCAUUGUAUGCCAAGGAAAUACACUCCAGAGUGGACUCAUCUCUGCUUCUGCAGUCAACUCAGAAUGUGACUGUCAACGCACGCAACUCUGAAGGAGAGGUCACAGGCAGAUUAAAAGUGGGUCCCAAAAUGGUAGAGGUCCAGAGUCAACAGUUUCAGAUCAACUCCAAGGAUGGCAAGCCACUGUUUACUGUCGAUGAAAAGGAAGUCGUGGUUGGUACAGAUAAACUUCGAGUAACUGGGCCUGAAGGUGCACUUUUUGAACAUUCAGUGGAGACCCCCCUCGUAAGAGCUGACCCAUUUCAGGACCUGAGGUUAGAAUCCCCCACACGGAGUCUAAGCAUGGAUGCCCCAAAGGGUGUUCAUAUUAAAGCUCAUGCUGGGAAAAUUGAGGCUCUUUCUCAAAUGGAUAUCAUUUUUCAAAGUAGUGAUGGAAUGCUUGUGCUUGAUGCUGAAACUGUGUGUUUACCCAAGUUGGUUCAGGGGACUCGGGGUGCCGCCGGCAGCUCACAAAGACUCUAUGAAAUCUGUGUGUGUCCAGAUGGGAAGCUUUAUCUGUCUGUGGCUGGCGUGGGUACCACGUGCCACGAAAACAGUCACAUCUGUCUCUAAACCACCUGCAUCUUC
Molecule: messenger RNA, 923 nt
Organism: Odobenus rosmarus divergens (Pacific walrus)
Lineage: Eukaryota; Metazoa; Chordata; Mammalia; Carnivora; Odobenidae
Gene: SGCG
Product: sarcoglycan, gamma (35kDa dystrophin-associated glycoprotein)
Exons: 8
Coding region: 33-908 (291 amino acids)
Biological process (GO): cardiac muscle tissue development; heart contraction
Cellular component (GO): sarcolemma; sarcoglycan complex
Source: RefSeq, a predicted model, not a curated record